AUAUAUAUUUUCCUCUGCUCUGUAUUCACGAGAGGGGUCUCCCAGGACUCGAGCGUAGCGCGAGGAAGUGGGGUUAGACAGCGGCGUGUGAUUGAGUUGUAUCGCGUUGGUAAACAACCGCAUCUCAAGGAUUUACCAUUUCACAAAAGUGGUUGUUCGUAAUCGAACUGUAAAGUGAUAGAAAGUUCAUUGUUUUGUGAUUGGUAUUUCUGGUAUUACGCUGGAUACAAAUGCAACUUCAUACAGAGAUUUAAUUUAAUUUUUAUUUUGUGACCAUUUGGAUAUAACAUGAACCAAAGGACAACUGGAUAUAUAUCAAUGACGUCAAACCGUUUACCUGCAGAAGAGUCAGCGUGAUCUCCCCCGAGACGCAAGGCUUCUGCGACACACCGCACCAAACAUACACGCAGCCACGACUUAAACGGCCACCACUCACAGCAGUUGCAUCCAUUCAGCUCUCCCAAAGCACUUCACCCAUGCGGCAUGAGCGCCACUUAGGCCGCUGAAAGUCCCAAGGCAUCAAAGAGAAGUAACUCCAGGUCGAAACGAGAAUCAGAAAAAGUUUUUUUUUUUUUUUCACACCAGGUGCGCAAUUUCUUUCUCAUUUUCUCAAGAACACGUUUCUCUACCCGAAUUUCUAAGAACAAUAAUCGUUUGCUAGACAAGAAAACAAAAACCUUUUAUUCAAAAAUAAUAAUAUUCAAAACAAAAGGGAAAUAGUCUAGCACUAAAAGGCAAGCAGAUGGCUUACAAGGACAUAUUGAGUUCUCUUCUCCUGGUUGGGAUUUUUUCCUGGACAGUGGACACUCAAGCAACAUACAACAUUCAUGCCAGCGGCUGCAAUGACCAGAAGCUAGAACUGACCUGUCCGCAGUACCACAAGAUAGCCAUCAAGAGAAUCUUCUAUGGGACCAAGUACAUCAGCUGCGCCUCUCGUCUGCCUGCUUAUAAGAAUGUCAACGCCUCUGCAACAAACAGAAGCCGCUACAAUGUCAACAUGACCUCUGCCCAGUGCUGCCAGAACACCCACGUGUCGGACUGCCUGAUGGACGCGGAGACCAUGUACUCGACGCUCAACACCAAGUGUUCCGGCUACCAGAGCUGCGUCCUGGAGGUGCAGAAGGCCCAGACCAAAGACAAGUGCCGCUUCGUCAAGUCCUACACUGACUUCAUGACCAUUGUCUAUGACUGCAUUGAUGCUGGAGACAUCGUAAACUUCUGUACGGAUGACACCAAGCGGGGCAGGAGCUUGUACCUCUCCAACAAGGAGUACCCGUCCGCCAUCAAGCCACAAGCGGAGAGGACCGACUGCCAGUGCAUCAUCCGGACACACCACGCCCAGGGUAUAAGCAUAAACACUAUCGACAUUCUCCUGGCCUAUACCGAAGGACACUCUAUAGAGUGCAGACGAUCUCUGAAGAUACAAGACUACAUGGCCUACUCCAAGACGAUCCAGUGCGCUAAUGGAGGGAACUAUGGUUUUAAGUCCCUGUACAGCCGCCCAGUACACAAUGUCACUUUGACUCUGUCCAGUUCGCCUGGUCAAGGAAUGGGAUUUGUCUGGCUCCAAGCUAAAGCCAAUGACGCUGACGAGAUAGUGGAAAUCUUCUGUGGUCAGUCCUUGCAAGAUUUACUCAACCGUAUCAAGCAUCAGCUAAAUGCACUGAACCGUGACGUCACGAAGACCACAGUCCCUGUCGAGAACGUCACACUGGCCAGUGAGAAUUACCCUCUAGACAAAAAUGGUACCGACGCCUCGGUGGGAGCCAGCGUGGACAACAUGAAUUCAGAUAUAGCUGCCAUUAUCAUUGGUAUCGUGGCUGCAGCUUUUGUACUCAUAGCUAUGGUGAUUGUAGCCAUGGCCAUACAUUGUAGAAGGACACGGAGGGACAAGUUAUUAAAUAAGCCGUUGGAGCUUUACCCGGCAGUCAACUCUGAGCCUCUUGACCUGUCUUCCUAUUGCAAGUAUGAUUACGACGACGAUCAUGUCUGCUCGAUAAACAGGUCCCCGAUCAAAAUGACGGCCAUGGCAGAAGAAACCCCGACAUCGAACCAACUUCGCCCCAACGGUUUCACCACCAUGUCCAGGUCACAGGAGAACCACAUCUACAGAGACUUGACCCCUAGUCCUCCACUCCCGGCGGGGAUAUCCACGCCUCCUCCCUUCGCCCAGAACCAGCCGCUGCUGUCACAGAGGACGUACAGGGAAGUGUACUACCCAGGAGACCUCUCCCUCAGGUUCGUAAAGCCGCUGAUCAACAAAAACAGGGGCGUCAACUCCGGGGCGAUGCAUGACAUGGACAUUUACGAGCCGCACGCACACAUCAUUCAAGGGCACUCAACUCUGCCAUCCAACAAGAAGGCCGUCCUGAUCAGCACCGGGCCGAAGAGUCCGCUCGGAAAGCGAAGCAAAAGUGUAACCUUCUCCCAACCCGUGGCCAUGGUGACGCCCCUGAACGCCGAGAACGACGAAACCGUGGACCUCAAAAGUGAGUGCUGUGACGAAUCUGAGGAUCCGAACUACGACAACCUCAGCAAAGUACCCAUUCCUGACACCAUAGACAAAUCAGACUACCCACUCAUGUCCGACAAAGACGACUACUUCACUACCUCAGACAACGACAUUUACUUCGGUGUCAGCCAAGGCAAACCGGAAGUCAUCACCAUCCCCAGAUGGGAAAAGGAAUACCGGGAAGAGUCUCCGGUCAGGCCGAUGUCCACCUUUACCAACAGCCCAACUUCUCCCGAUGAGCUCAAAGUGUUCCCUCCGCCUCCCUAUGACCUUAGAUUCUACUCCGACUCGGACGACACGGCGUACAUGUCUGAUUCCUCGUCCUCCUUUUGGUCACCAUCGAGGCAAACCGGAAAACCACUGGUCAUGCCCAAGCCCCAGAAAGCCGAAAUGUGGGACAACUGACUUUGAUUUUGUAACAACUAAAAUCUUAGAAAGCAAAAUCUAAAAACCAUCUUCGUGGUUGUACCGUAUAAACACAUUGGAAUAUGUUUAUCAAGUCAAGAUUUAGUGUUUCUCCUUAGAGGAAGCUCUCAAGACUUAUGCCAAUACCCCAUCGCACCAAAUCUUGUCUCAAAGAGUAUUAAAUCACAACUCACUAUGAAAUGAGAUUGGAUUAAGACCAAUCAAAGCCAUUUGUAAGCGAAUGAAGAUCAAACAUGUCUUGCACAUUUCAAGACAAACACAACAUCUUGUUCUGUAAACAAACGAUUGCAUUUAUUUUUGUAUUUCUUUUGAAAAGGCUAGCUUCUUGUA
Molecule: messenger RNA, 3268 nt
Organism: Biomphalaria glabrata
Lineage: Eukaryota; Metazoa; Mollusca; Gastropoda; Planorbidae
Exons: 9
Coding region: 743-2917 (724 amino acids)
Source: RefSeq, a predicted model, not a curated record